AGCGUGGAGGUGGAGGUGGCGGCGACGCUGAAAUGCUGCGGAGCCCGCGCGCGAGUGCUCAGCACGCAGGAGUUUGCGGCGGCCCCGCAGCCAGAGCUCUGCGGGCUAAGGAGCAGCUGCGGGCGGCGUGCAUGUGCCAGGAAGGCCGGCCCCGGGCUCUGCACUAGGCAAGAGCCUUGCCCUCCCGCCCAGGACCUGGCGAGAUCAGGAUUUCCGAUGCAUGCCCGGUUUCUGCUGACUGCCGGAACCGGAGACCACUCCACAUGGAUCCCCCAAGUCAACAUAGCAGCCACACUUCCCUAGUGGUGAUUCAGCCACCGGCUCUGGAAGGUCGGCAGAGGUUAGACUAUGACAGGGACACUCAGCCUGCUGCAAUUCUGUCCCUAGACCAGAUCAAGGCCAUCAGAGGCAGCAAUGAAUACACAGAGGGACCGUCGGUAGUGCGAAGACCGGCUCCUCGCACCGCACCAAGACCCGAAAAGCAGGAAAGGACUCAUGAAAUCAUACCAGCCAAUGUGAAUAACAGCUACGAGCACCGACCUGCCAGCCACUCCGGCAACGCCAGGGGCUCGGUGUUGAGCAGGUCCACCAGCACCGGAAGUGCAGCCAGUUCAGGGAGCAGCAGCAGUGCGUCUUCCGAGCAGGGCCUGUUGGGAAGGUCUCCGCCCACCAGGCCCAUCCCCGGUCAUAGGUCAGAUAGGGUCAUCCGGACCCAACCCAAGCAGCUGCUUGUGGAUGACUUGAAGGGUUCCUUGAAAGAGGAUCCUACCCAGCACAAGUUCAUCUGUGGACAAUGUGGCAAGUGCAAGUGUGGAGAGUGUACAGCCCCCCGGGCUCUGCCCUCCUGUCUGGCCUGCGACCGGCAGUGCCUCUGCUCGGCCGAGAGCAUGGUGGAGUACGGGACCUGCAUGUGCCUGGUCAAGGGCAUUUUCUACCACUGCUCCAACGAUGACGACGGGGGCUCUUACUCGGACAACCCGUGCUCCUGCUCACAGCCCCACUGCUGCUUCAGAUACCUGUGCAUGGGAGCCCUGUCUUUAUGCCUCCCCUGUUUGCUCUGCUACCCUCCUGCCAAGGGCUGCCUGAAGCUGUGCCGGGGCUGUUAUGACUGGACCCACCGCCCCGGCUGCAGGUGUAGGAACUCCAACACUGUCUAUUGUAAGCUGGAGAGCUGCCCCUCGAGGGCCCAGGGCAAGCUGUCAUGAUUUCUGGAGGUGGGUUAGACCUCCUGAGUGUCUAGCUUCCGAACUGUGGCUGUUAAGAAAACGUGGUAUUUUUUCCCCGAGUCUCUGUCUCUGAUGGUCCUCGGUAGGAGUGGACUAUGAAACUGUGCCCAGCUUGCUCUCACCCCAGCUCAAGGGUUCUGGGAGCUGGGAGUCCUGUGGAGCCUUGUGCUUCAUCGGGUUUCCAGCUGUGUCCAUGAGGAUGUGGGCACGCCCAGACUUGGCCAGACUUGGCUUAGAGAUGUUUGGGGUCGGGUACUGUGGGAUCAGGGACUUGGUGUGCUUUAUUAAAAAGUAACCAUGCAAGUGCUUACAUAAGCUAUAUAUUAAUCUGCCUCCGAUGAGAGCUAUCUAGCCUCCGGUCCCCAAGUCGAAUGGGAGGAUCUACUUACUCCUUAGAACACCGUUUGCUCUGCAACAGCUGGCUGCCCUCUCCCUCCAGCCCUCAGAUUCUCCUCACAGUGUACUGGGGAGACACCAGUGGGUCACCCCCUCUCCACCCUCUUUGUUCUGUAUUCAUUCUGCAACAUCUGUCUUCACAGUAGAGAUGGUGUUGGCUAAUCCUCCUGUGCCCCGCAUCUGUGAAGGACUUCCCUUCCCACCGGCACUUCACUGAGGGCAGUUGACAACUAGUUGAAAUUCCUCACUGAUCUGCCCCUAGGCGCCUGGGAGCUGUAGCAAGGUGCCCUUGGCCUCUGACUGUCCUUUUGACUCUUAACAGCUGGGUGUUUCCAAUCCUUCCUGUGUUUUCAUUGCCUUAACCACAAAUUGUGGUGCUUUUUGUAUAUUAUAUGUGUAAAUCACAAAGUUGAAUCCUGGCUAUUUUUAAGACAAAAGUCUGUUAAACUUUUUUAUUGUAAAGAAUAUUUAUUAUGCGAAUCUCUAUUAUUUUAUGAUAUUUAUUGCAAAAGACUGUUGAAGUGUACUCAUGUCUGAAUAUAACAUAUCACUACUUCAUGAAAAACAAGGUGACUCGAAAAAAGUACAUAUAUGUUAACUACAAUGCAGAAAAUAUAUUAAUUAAUGAAACUGUC
Molecule: messenger RNA, 2257 nt
Organism: Mesocricetus auratus (golden hamster)
Lineage: Eukaryota; Metazoa; Chordata; Mammalia; Rodentia; Cricetidae
Gene: Spry1
Product: sprouty RTK signaling antagonist 1
Exons: 2
Coding region: 264-1205 (313 amino acids)
Biological process (GO): negative regulation of fibroblast growth factor receptor signaling pathway; negative regulation of Ras protein signal transduction; negative regulation of MAP kinase activity
Cellular component (GO): membrane; cytosol
Source: RefSeq, a predicted model, not a curated record